This is a messenger RNA of Saxophila tyrrhenica, 570 nucleotides long. It is a transcript of the gene cox5, whose product is annotated as Cytochrome c oxidase subunit 5B, mitochondrial. Lineage: Eukaryota; Fungi; Ascomycota; Dothideomycetes; Mycosphaerellales; Extremaceae. Bases 1 to 570 code for a protein of 189 amino acids. Gene Ontology annotation, biological process: mitochondrial electron transport, cytochrome c to oxygen. The transcript has 3 exons. The record is from RefSeq and is a predicted model, not a curated record.
AUGCUUCGAACAUCUCCCCUCCUCCGUCAAGUCGGCUCCGCCAGCACCCGCAAGACAUACGCUGCCGCCCUCACACCACUCUCGCAGCGAUGCCAGUCAGUUCAGCAGAGCGGCCAGCAGACACGCCAGGCACACGCGAUCAGCAACCCGACUUUGGCCAACAUUGAGAAGAGAUGGGAAGCUAUGCCCCCUCAGGAGCAGGCCGACCUGUGGAUGGCUCUGAGAGAUCGCAUGAAGGUGGACUGGAACGAGUUGACGUUGCAGGAGAAGAGGGCUGCAUACUGGAUCGCUUUCGGCCCUCAUGGCCCUCGUGCCGAAGCACCACCGGGUGAAAGCAGCAAGAUCUUCUGGUACACCAUGAUCGGCGUGGCCGCAGGAGCAGUCAUAUUCUUCACCACACACCACUUCGCGAACCCACGACCGGACACUUUGACAAAGGAGUGGCAGGAGAAGACGAACGAGUACUUCCAGGAGAACAGAAUCGAGCCCAUCACUGGCGCGGGUACGGAGAACUACCGGGGCAAGGGCAUGGUCCAAAGUCCACCCAAAGGACAAUACGGCCAGUCCUGA